AUGGGAGUUUUGGGUGCAGCGAGAUCGGGGAAGACGAUAAUGGUGGCUCUGGUUCUGAUGGUUGGAUCGUUUUACGCUGGCUCUCUCUUCGGUAACAACCAACUCAUCUACGUCUCUCAAGCUUCUUCUCAAUCUGCUCCCUUCAAGUUUACAAACAAAAUCGAGCUUACUCACCGAAGAUUACCGCUAGUGAUACCCGAAACUGGGAUGAAUGUGUGCCCAUUGAAGUUCAACGAGCACAUCCCUUGUCACAAUCUCACUUAUGUGCAUCAGCUGCUUCCGAGCUUAAACGUCUCUAGAAGAGAAGAGCUCGAGAUGCAUUGCCCGCCACUUGAGCAGCGCCUGUUCUGUCUUGUGCCUCCACCAAAUGAUUACAAGUUACCUGUAAGAUGGCCAACAAGUAGAGACUACGUGUGGCGAAGUAAUGUGAACCAUACGCAUCUCGCUCAAGUUAAAGGUGGGCAAAACUGGGUCCAUGAACAUGGGGAGUUUUGGUGGUUCCCUGGUGGUGGUACUCAUUUUAAGCAUGGAGCUUCUGAAUACAUCCAGAGGUUGGGUAACAUGAUGACUAAUGAAACAGGAGACUUGCGUUCAGCUGGAGUUGUUCAAGUUCUUGAUGUUGGCUGUGGAGUUGCCAGCUUUGCGGCUUAUCUUCUUCCUUUAGGGAUCCAGACGAUGUCUUUUGCUCCCAAAGAUGGUCAUGAGAACCAGAUUCAGUUUGCGUUGGAGAGAGGGAUCGGUGCUAUGAUAUCCGCUUUAGCCACUAAACAGUUGCCGUAUCCUGCAGCCUCGUUUGAGAUGGUUCAUUGUUCGAGAUGCCGUGUUGAUUGGCAUGAAAAUGAUGGCAUAUUACUUAAAGAAGUUCAUCGUCUUCUCCGACCUAAAGGAUACUUCGUGUAUUCAUCACCACCAGCUUACAGAAAGGAUAAAGAGUAUCCUAUGAUUUGGGAUAAGUUGGUUAAUCUAACUGCCGCAAUGUGCUGGAAGCUCGUUUCUCGGCAGGUACAGACUGCGAUAUGGAAUAAAGACGAGAACGAGGAGUGCCUUGCGAAGAAUGCAGAGCUUAAGCUUAUAAGUUUAUGUGAUGUGGAAGAUGUUUCGGAACCAUCAUGGAAAGUUCCUCUCAGAGAUUGUGUGCAAAUCAGUGGACAAACACAAGAGAGACCCUCUUCUUUAGAUGAACGUCUUUUCUCGUAUCCAGCAACUCUAAGAAGAAUAGGAAUCAGCGAAGACGAAUACACAUCAGACGCUGUGUUCUGGAAAGAGCAAGUUAAUCAUUACUGGCGGAUAAUGAAUGUCAAUGAGACUGAAGUGCGGAAUGUGAUGGACAUGAACGCAUUCAUCGGUGGGUUUGCUUCCGCUAUGAACUUGUACCCUGUUUGGGUAAUGAACAUCGUACCUGCCACCAUGAAUGAUACCUUGUCUGGAGUUUUCGAGAGGGGCUUAAAUGGUGCUUUCCAUGAUUGGUGUGAGCCGUUCUCAACGUAUCCGCGCACGUACGAUUUGCUGCAUUCUGAUCAUGUCUUCUCUCAUUACCAAAGCCAUGGAGAUGGUUGUUUGCUAGAGGAUAUCAUGCUUGAGAUGGACCGCAUACUUCGCCCUCAGGGGUUUGUCAUUAUAAGGGACGAGGAACCUAUAAUCUCAAGGAUCCGAGAGUUGGCUCCUAAAUUCCUUUGGGAAGUGGAAACUCAUCAGUUGGAAAACAAAUACAAGAAGACAGAAACUGUUCUGUUUUGCAGAAAGAGAUUCUGGGCAAUCAUCUGA
This is a messenger RNA of Thlaspi arvense, 1764 nucleotides long. The record is from the annotation of a GenBank genome assembly. Lineage: Eukaryota; Viridiplantae; Streptophyta; Magnoliopsida; Brassicales; Brassicaceae.